Messenger RNA from Carya illinoinensis, 2000 nucleotides. RefSeq lists its product as uncharacterized. The record is from RefSeq and is a predicted model, not a curated record. Lineage: Eukaryota; Viridiplantae; Streptophyta; Magnoliopsida; Fagales; Juglandaceae. Bases 228 to 1706 code for a protein of 492 amino acids. The transcript is spliced from 14 exons.
AAAUUAUAUUACAAGGAGAAGGAAGUUUUUGUUAGAUUCUUCCUUUCUUUGGCGUGAAAGCUAAGUCAGAACGCCAAACGUAAAUGUACCUCGGACUGCUCUCUAUUCUUCUCUUCUUCUAGUUCUUAUGUCAGUCUCUUGAAACUACCGAAAAAGGAUUCUUCCUUCUCUGCAGCUCGUUCCCGUACAGUUUCCGCAAUUCCUUCAAUUUUUGCUUCUGGGAAAUUAUGGUCCAGAGGAGGGUGAUGAGCUGGAGGAUGGUGUUCGAGUCUUUUCAAGCUCUUGUGGCACAUGGCUUGCUCUUCUCCUUCACUCUCUUGCUUGCGUUCAAGCUUCAACAUGCCGUGCUUCGCUCGUGGUGGUUCGUGAUUUCCUUUUUCAUUGUUUUUUUCCCCGUUUUAUGGAUGUUCGUUUUGGAUGAAUUGAGAAAGUGGAAGAAAAGGAUCAUAUUUGCCCCUUUGUGGCUCUUUCAUGUAGUUGUUGCACGAGGCAGAUUUUCCUUGCCUGCUCCUUCGCUGCCGCAUGAUCGCCAUUGGGCACCUUGUCAUUCCAUCAUGGCAACGCCAUUGCUUGUUGCCUUUGAACUGCUUCUUUGUAUACAUCUCGAGAGUAUUUAUGUUGUAGACUUGAAGAUUGUCUUUCUACCCUUGUUGACAUUUGAAAUAUCAAUUUUGAUUGAUAAUAUCAGGAUGUGUAGAGCUUUAAUGCCUGGAGAUGAAGAAACUAUGACUGACGAAGCCAUAUGGGAGACCCUUCCUCACUUCUGGGUUGCAAUUUCUAUGGUCUUCUUUAUUGCCGCAACAACAUUCACUCUUUUGAAGAUAUGCGGUGACAUUGCUGCUCUAGGCUGGUGGGACUUGUUUAUAAACUUUGGCAUUGCAGAGUGCUUUGCCUUUCUUGUUUGCACAAGGUGGUAUAAUCCAGCAAUUCAUAGGCAGUCUCACAUUAGAGAAUCCCAUUCAUCUUCAAUGAGUAUUACAUAUCUUGAAUGGAAUGGAGGCUUAGUGAUUUCUUCAGAUGAAGACCAGCGCCAGACUGGAAUGUGCAACCUGCAGGACGUUGGUGGACAUAUUAUGAAAGUUCCAUUUAUUGGUUUCCAGAUCCUUCUUUUUAUGCGCUUAGAGGGAACUCCACCUGGUGCUAGACAUAUCUCAUUCCCAGUUCUGUUUGCUCCUCUGUUUUUGUUGCAAGGAGCUGGGGUCUUAUUUGCUGCAUAUAGAUUGGUGGAGAAAAUUGUUCUUUUAGUGCACACUGGAGUGGUCUCUGGAUCAUACGCUGCUUUAGCAUCAAAAGCUUGCAACUUUUUUGGGUUUUUGCAACAUGGAUCAAGAUUGCUUGGUUGGUGGUCAAUUGAUGAAGGAAGUCAAGAGGAACAGGCUAGACUCUAUAAUGCUGGGAUUUCUGGGUACAAUACUUUUGCUCCUGAUAUUGUGAAGAAAAUGCCUAAAUCAGAUCUUGUUGAGGAGAUAUGGAGAUUACAAGCUGCACUUAGUGAGCAAACGGAGGUCACAAAGUUUAGUCAGCAGGAGUACGAAAGGCUUCAAAAUGAAAAGAUCCUAUGUAGAGUAUGCUUCGAAGAACAGAUUAAUAUAGUUCUUCUGCCAUGCAGGCAUCACGUCCUUUGCAGCACUUGUUGUGAAAAGUGUAAAAAGUGUCCUAUCUGCCGCGUUUCUAUAGAAGACCGUUUGCCCGUCUAUGAUGUGUAGUUUCAGCUCAGAUAGGAGGCCGCCAGGGUAAGGCUUCCUCCAAAACCAUACAUUGUUGCUUGUGUUUUUGACUAAGCAAGCACUUUGAAGCUGGCAAAUAUGGUUAUUUUGAUCAUUUUUGUCAGUGUAAUAGAUCACAUCGGGAACUGUAUAUAAUAUAUAUAUAUAUAUAUACUAGUUUGUAGUGCACAACUAAUCGAAACACUUGCUGUUUUGCAUGUCUUGUUAACAUCUUAGUGUUACAAUGGGUGUUAGCUUUAUGGUCAAUGAUUAUAGUGAAAUUCAAACUAUUUU